Prorocentrum cordatum is the source of this 805-nucleotide messenger RNA. The record is from the annotation of a GenBank genome assembly. Lineage: Eukaryota; Dinophyceae; Prorocentrales; Prorocentraceae.
GUUCCUGCCCUGCGCGACACAGCCGUCGACACCCUCAUCGACUCCUAUUGGGAGCCUUCUUUCUGGGAGUACGGCCUCGUGCAGAUGGAGUUCAGAGAUUGCUCUACGCCUGUGGAGGAGGAACUGCUAGAUGCUCUGCUCGACAGCCCGAAGGCGCAGCAGACCGAGUCCCGCUCAAACAUGGACGCCACGCCCCAAGUGGCCAGCAGGAAGCGGAGCCACACCACCUUCGAGACAGUGAGGAGCAUCGACAAGCUGAACCCCAACAUUGUCAACAAUGUCGAGGAGGCAAACCCGCCCAACGUGGACAGCAACGAGCUGAUCGUCACAACCGGCGGAAACGACAAGUUCGAGCAGUGCGAGGUCACCGAGAACGCUAACCUGGAGGACGCCUCCCUGCAGGAGACCACUGAGGCACCGCCGGUGCAGCAGAUCGUCGAGAGCGACACCACAGUCCAGGAGUACCGCUUCGGGGACACAGCGGUGGAGCCCACAAGCGAGGUGGCGCUGCACAACGGCCUCGGCAUGGACCCGAAGGCCGCAGUAGCAUCGAGCGCCAACGCGGACAACAAAGAGCUGAAGGACACCACCUUCACGACUCUCGAAGCCGUUCCGCGUUGGCAAUACAGAAAUGACAGUGGAUUUUGGAAGGACUUCGCGGACGCCCGUGACAGUGCCAACUUAGACAAGAGGUAUCACAAGUUCCUUCAGCACCCUGGGAAGAGCAUCAUCACGAUAUGGUUGUUCAACUCGGACGGCAUGGAGGUAGAUUUCAGGGCCAUGGAGAUGUGGCCUAUUGUGAAAG